AUGGAAUAUUGUGCCAAAUGCGAGAGGGAGUUUGUGUCUGAAGAAUCCCUCGAGCAGCACUUGCGUCAUUCUUCCUCCCACGAGUACUGCGUACGAUGCAGUAAAUCGUUUGAUUCAGCAUCGGCACUGCAACAACAUCUUCGAGACUCUUCGAAGCACCAUAUAUGUUCAAUGUGCACUACACGUAUGGACUUUGACAACAGAGCUGAUCUUGAAGCGCACUUGGAAAAGGUCCACGACCAUUGUGUACCCUGCAACCGCUCCUUUGAUAGCCCCCAACUACUCGAGGAACAUGACGUAUCGGCACACAAUCUGUGCACAAUCUGCAAAUCGUACUUUGCGACGCAACAAAAUCUGCGAUGCACUGUACAGCAUGCAAAAACACAUUCGGCCAAAAAUAUGGAAUGCUUUGGCUGCUACAGAACAUUUCGCUCUUCCUCAGCCGUGCUCUUGCACCUCGAAUCAGGGAAUUGCGCCUCAGAAGUGGACAAUGACUGGAUGGUUGAGCUCGCCUUUGAAUGUCACCAGUCGCGUUUUUACACGAGCGAAGAUGAUGACUACAACUUUGAGUGCCCAACUUGUGGCACUCCGUUUUCGGCAAUGAGCGGGCUGCUGCAGCAUGUUGAGAGUGAUGUCUGUACCGAGGAUGUGGCUAUGGGCAAACCGUUGUUCAAGUUUCUACGUUUUCUGCAGUCGCGUCUGGCCUGA
Molecule: messenger RNA, 708 nt
Organism: Metarhizium robertsii ARSEF 23
Lineage: Eukaryota; Fungi; Ascomycota; Sordariomycetes; Hypocreales; Clavicipitaceae
Product: zinc finger domain-containing protein
Exons: 2
Coding region: 1-708 (235 amino acids)
Source: RefSeq, a predicted model, not a curated record